Messenger RNA from Phytophthora infestans T30-4, 1002 nucleotides. RefSeq names its product epoxide hydrolase, putative. The record is from RefSeq and is a predicted model, not a curated record. Gene Ontology annotation, molecular function: hydrolase activity. NCBI's taxonomy places the organism in Eukaryota, Oomycota, Peronosporomycetes, Peronosporales, Peronosporaceae. Bases 1 to 1002 code for a protein of 333 amino acids. The transcript is spliced from 3 exons.
AUGGCGCAUCCUCGCAAGCACAUGGACUCGUCCGUGUGGAAACAAUGGCCGCACAGCUUCGUGACGACGUCCGAGGGCAUCAGGAUUCACUAUGUGGAUGUUGGUCCGAGAGAUGGCCCUCCGGUCGUUAUGCUGCACGGAUGGCCUGACCUCUGGUUUGGAUGGCGGUACCAAAUCCAGGCGCUGUCUCCGAAAUACCGCCUCAUCAUUCCUGAUGUCCGUGGCUUCGGCCAGAGCUCGACGCCGCAGGACUUGGUGGCAUACGGCACGAAGAACAUCACCAGUGACAUCGUUGCCUUGCUGGACGCGCUAAAGAUCGAGAGGGCGGUGAUUCUCGGACAUGACUGGGGUGGAAAUGCAAGCUGGAGGAUGGCUCUGUACCAUCCCGAUCGCGUACUUGCUGUGUGUGGUGUGUGUACACCGUUCGUGCCACCACGGAAGCAGUAUAUGUCGCUGGAGGACCUGUGCAAGUACAUGCCUCAGUUCAAGUACCAGCUGUUCUUGGCGGAUGCUGAGAGCUCUGGCAAGGCACUAGACGCUUCACCACGUCGUCUGGCGACUGCUAUCUUCCGUCGCAAGACAGAAUACGGUCCAAAAGAGGAAGCUCUGCCGCUGCAUGAGCUACUUAAGGCUGUCAACACCGACGUGGACCACGUGAUCUUCAACGAGCGCACGGAAAUGCUGUCGGAGGACGAUCUCCAGUACUACAUCGACCAGUACACGCAGAGCAAGUUCACGAGUGCCAACAGGGUAUACGCGACCAAGAAGAUCGAUUUCGAGACGGAGAAGGACCUCCCGGGAACGAUCGAGCACCCUGCGCUGUUCAUCGGCGCAGCUGAUGACCCUGUGCUCAAGCCAGAGAUGGCUAAGGAGAUGCCAAAGGUGAUUCCUAACCUCCAAAUGGAGCUGGUCGAGGAUGCCGGACACUGGGUGUUGUUUGAGCAGCCUGAAGCCGUCAACGCUAUCCUGUCGCAGUGGCUAGCCAAGGUCACUAGUCCGUAA